AUGGACCUGUCGACGUUUGGGAACGGGGACGCUAACUCAUCGCAAUGGGGCGAAGUGCACGGUCCAUACAUGUUGGAGGAGCUUGUGUGCCAGAAACAAAACAUGUUGACCUCAAGAGGCAUUUUCAUGAACAGUAAUCCUCUCAAGUACUCAACGUCUCUUCUUUUGCUUCAAAUGUCAGUCAUCAUCAUCACCUCUAGGCUUAUCUUUCGCAUUCUUCAACCUUUAAAGCAAGGAAUGAUCUCUGCUCAAGUCUUGGCUGGAAUUAUCCUAGGACCAUCUUUUUUAGGACAUAACAAGAGAUACAUGGAGAUUUUCCUCCCCGCAGGAGGCAAGAUUAUCAUACAAACACUUUCAAACCUCGGUUUCAUCAUCCAUCUCUUCAUUCUCGGACUCAAAAUCGAUGCGAGUAUUAUAAAAAAGGCCGGUUCUAAAGCCAUCCUCAUCGGUACAGCCUCUUACGCCUUCCCGUUCUCCCUUGGGAAUCUCACGGUUAUCUUCAUGAAUAAGACAAUGGGACUUCCCGGCGACGUGGUUCGAUGCGCAAGCACCGUAAUCUCCUUGAGCUCGAUGACCUCAUUCCCGGUUACAACCACCGUUUUGGCCGAGCUAAACAUCCUCAACUCCGAGCUAGGACGGUUAGCAACCAACUGUUCAAUGAUCUGCGAAGCUUGUAGCUGGUUCGUAGCUCUAGCGUUUAAUAUCUACACGCGUGAGCGGACGACGACUAGCUUUUGGGCGAUUUUCAUGCUCGCAAGUCUUCUUGGGGUGAUUGUAGGCAUCUUUAGACCUUUGAUCAUAUGGCUCACUGAGAGGAAAAGCAAAUCAAUGAACAACAAAGACGUUGUCCCGUUCUUCCCGAUCCUCUUGAUUUUGGCUAUUGCUAGCCUUAGCGCAGAGUCGAUGGGCGUCCACGCCGCGUUUGGAGCGUUUUGGCUAGGCGUUUCGCUUCCUGAUGGUCCGCCUUUGGGCACAGAACUAGCUACGAAACUCGAGACGUUUGCUUCGAAUAUGUUCCUUCCCUGUUUCAUCGCCAUUAGUGGAUUACAAACUAAUUUCUUUGAGAUCACAGAGAGCCAUGAGCACCAUGUGGUAUUGAUUGAGAUCAUUCUCUUGAUCACUUACGGAUGCAAGUUCCUUGGAACAGCGGCUGCGUCUGCCUACUGUAACACGCAGAUCGGAGACGCGCUCUGUUUGGCGUUCUUGAUGUGUUGCCAAGGUAUCAUUGAAGUCUACACUACUGUCGUGUGGAAAGACUCUCAGGUUGUUGACACAGAAUGCUUCAAUCUGGUGAUAAUAACGAUUUUGUUUGUAACCGGAAUUUCGCGGUUCCUGGUCGUGUACCUCUAUGAUCCUUCGAAACGGUACAAGAGCAAAAGCAAACGAACAAUCCUCAACACGAGACAACGCAAUCUUCAGCUUCGUCUUCUUCUUUGCAUCUACAGUGUUGAAAACGUUCCUUCCAUGGUGAAUCUUCUAGAAGCUACUUACCCAACACGGUUUAACCCGAUCUCAUUCUUCACGCUACACCUCGUCGAUCUUAAAGGACGAGCUCACGCAGUCCUCACGCCGCACCAUCAGAUGAACAAACUUGACCCUAACACGGUCCAAUCUACGCAUAUCGUCAGUGCCUUCCAACGUUUCGAGCAAAAGUACCAGGGGACUCUCAUGGCGCAACACUUCACCGCUGCUUCGCCGUUCUCGAGUAUAAACAACGACGUUUGCACGCUCGCCCUCGACAAGAAGGCGACGUUGAUCGUGGUUCCCUUCCACAAGCAGUACGCGAUCGACGGGAUGGUCGGAGAUGUCAAUGCCGCGGUCCGGAACAUAAACCUUAACGUGUUGGACGCGGCACCUUGUUCGGUCGCGAUAUUCAUCGACAGAGGGGAGACCGAGGGACGUCGCUCCGUCCUGAUGACCAAUACGUGGCAGAACGUGGCGGUGCUCUUCAUCGGAGGCCGAGACGACAAGGAGGCCCUCGCGUUAUGUCUGAGGAUGGCUGAAAAACCAGAGCUUAACGUCACAAUGAUACAUUUCCGUCACAAGAGCUCUCUUCAGGACGAGGAUUACAGUGACAUGUGCGAGUUCCAUCUUGUAAACGAUUUCAAGAGCCACGCAGCGAACAAAGGGAAAGUGCAUUACGUAGAGGAGAUAGUGAGAGAUGGCGUGGAGACCACGCAAGUGAUUAGCUCACUUGGAGAGGCCUAUGACAUGGUGUUAGUGGGUCGAGACCAUGACUUAGAGUCUGCGGUCUUGUACGGACUUACGGACUGGAGUGAGUGCCCUGAGUUAGGUGUGAUCGGAGAUAUGUUGACGUCGCCAGAUUUUCAUUUCUCGGUGCUUGUGGUUCAUCAGCAGCAAGGGGAGUCACUAGAUAUGGACGAUAGUUAUAAGUUGCCUGUUGAGCAUCAGAAGGUUGGAGAUACGCGAAUGCAAUCGCGUUUCUCUUGUGAAGAAGGUUUCACUACCAUUGAUCUUGACAAAAAUUAG
This is a messenger RNA of Arabis nemorensis, 2490 nucleotides long. NCBI's taxonomy places the organism in Eukaryota, Viridiplantae, Streptophyta, Magnoliopsida, Brassicales, Brassicaceae. The record is from the annotation of a GenBank genome assembly.